AUGGGUUCUUCUUCAGGUUUGAGGUUCCCAGAGCACUGGGUAUUGAUGGGAGCCACUGCACUAGUUUGUGGGUUUGUUGGGUACUUAGUGUAUGAUGCUGUUAUGGCCACUGCAUCUGAGUUGCUACAACGUUUGCUGGUGAUUUCUCCACUCUUGUUGAUCAUCAUAGUUCACUGGCUCUCCACUGGUACCCACAUAAGCUUCCCCAUGCCAGGAUCUGAGCCCAGUGCCAUCCACAGAGCUGGAGGUUCCCCUUGGGGUGUUGCUUUUCUUCUUCUUUUGCUUUUCUUUCUCAUUUCCUUCCAACCUUCACUGCAUCACCUUAUUUCUUAG
Molecule: messenger RNA, 333 nt
Organism: Cajanus cajan (pigeon pea)
Lineage: Eukaryota; Viridiplantae; Streptophyta; Magnoliopsida; Fabales; Fabaceae
Source: RefSeq, a predicted model, not a curated record